Molecule: messenger RNA, 1461 nt
Organism: Coccomyxa subellipsoidea C-169
Lineage: Eukaryota; Viridiplantae; Chlorophyta; Trebouxiophyceae; Coccomyxaceae
Exons: 10
Coding region: 1-1461 (486 amino acids)
Biological process (GO): regulation of DNA-templated transcription
Cellular component (GO): nucleus
Molecular function (GO): transcription coregulator activity; RNA binding
Source: RefSeq, a predicted model, not a curated record
AUGGCGUACAAUCCUGAAACUAUGAGCUUUGAUGUGCCCGACACCGAUAUGGUGUACGUGUCUGGAUUGGCGGAAGGGACAACGGAGGAGAUGAUAGCGACACAUUUCGGCUCCAUCGGUCUUUUGAAACAGGACAAGAAAAAGGGCAAGCCCAAGAUAUGGCUGUACCGUGACAAAGCAACGAACGCAUUAAAAGGAGACGGGACGGUCUCAUAUGAGGAUCCUUUCUCAGCAGCGUCAGCCGUGCAGUGGUUUAACGGCAAGGAUUUCAACGGGUCGAUCCUGAAAGUCAGUCUGGCAGAGCGUCAAAAUGACAAGUAUGGAGGAGGCGGCGGCUAUGGUGGUGGAGGUAGCUACGGCGGUCGGGGUAGAGGGGGCGGCGGGGGCGGCGGCGGCGGCGGCAGCGGCUAUGGCCGGGACCGAGGUGGAGGUGGCAGGGACUAUGGAGGCGGAGGUGGAGGUAGCCGGGAUUACGGCGGCGGCGGCGGCGGAGGCCGGGACAGGGAUUACGGGGGCGGCAGCCGCGGCGGUGGCGGGGGCGGCGGCCGGGACAGGGAUUACGGGGGCGGUGGCAGCAGCCGCGGCGGCGGUGGUGGAUAUGACCGGCCGCCACGGGACGACUACCGUGGAGGCUCCCGGAACGAGGCGCCUCCGCCAAAUGCCUACCCACCUCCGGCUGCCUAUGCCCCGCAGCCUGCAUAUGCGCCAGCGCCUGCCUACCCUCCACAGGGCCAUGACCCCUACGCUGCCGGGGGUGGGGCAUACGACCCCUACCAGGCAGCGCCGCCCCCGCAGCAGUACGCCCAGGUGCAGCCCUACGAGCAGCCCGUCCAGCAGGCGCCUCCCCCAGCCGCAGGCCGUGGCGCCGGUGCGCCGCCUGCACCCAAAGAGCUGCGAGAGGGCGACUGGCCCUGCCCAGGCUGUGGCAACACCAACUUCUCCUUCAGGGGCAAAUGCAACCGCUGUGGCACGUCGAAGCCGGGCGGUGGCGGCGGCGGUGGCGGCUCUGCAGGUGGCGGCCGCGGAAGCGGAAGGGGCGCCGACAGCGGCCGGGGCGGGGGCCGCGUGACAGCCGCUCCCCAGGGCCCUCCAGGCAUGUUCAACGAGGGCGACUGGACAUGCAGCGGCUGUGGCAACACCAACUGGGCCAGGCGCAGCACCUGCAACAUGUGCAACCAGCCCAAGCCAGGCACCGUUGACACCAACCGCGAAGGCAACGCCGGCGGCUUCAAGGAGCUUGACGAAGCCGAGAUUGAGGAGGCGCGCCGCCGGCGCCAGCAACUCGAAAACGACGACUCUGAAAUGUACGACGAGUUUGGGCGGAUCAAGAAGAAGUUCCGCGGCACAGAGGCCGACAGGAAGGCUCGCGAGGAGGCCGCACUCGCACGCCUGCAUGGCACCUCUGGCUCUGGGGGUGAGCGCCAGCGCAGCCGCAGCCCUGCCGGCAGAGACAGGCGGUGA